AUGUACAACAACGCCGGAAUCGGGGGCAACCUCGACACCACCAUCUUGAACUCCGACAACGCCGACUUCCACAAGGUUCUCGAAAUCAACCUGUUCGGAUCCUUCCUCGGGGCCAAGCACGCCGCCAGGGUGAUGAUCCCGGCGAGGAAAGGCUGCAUCCUGUUCACCGGGAGCGUGGCGUCGUCGAUCAGCGGGGAUCUGUCGUAUGCGUACAAGGCGUCGAAGCACGCGAUGCUGGGGCUGGCGAAUAAUCUGACGGUGGAGAUGGGCAAGUAUGCGAUUCGGGUCAACACUGUCUCGCCCUACGGGGUGGCCACUCCCAUGGUGACGCGUGGCAUGCAGAUGGAUAAGAGGGCCGCCGAGGAGUUUAUGUCGGCGGCGGGGAACCUGAGAGGGGCGGUGUUGGAGCCGGAGGAUGUUGCCAGGGCGGCGCUGUAUCUGGCGAGCGACGAUGCCAAGUAUGUGAGUGGGCUCAACUUGAUUGUGGAUGGCGGCCACAAUCACAAUCAUCCUCUCUUCGCUGCUUCUGCUCAAGCAUGA
This is a messenger RNA of Linum tenue, 540 nucleotides long. The record is from the annotation of a GenBank genome assembly. Lineage: Eukaryota; Viridiplantae; Streptophyta; Magnoliopsida; Malpighiales; Linaceae.